This is a messenger RNA of Aphidius gifuensis, 3122 nucleotides long. Its product is annotated as spermatogenesis-associated protein 20. The record is from RefSeq and is a predicted model, not a curated record. Bases 300 to 2801 code for a protein of 833 amino acids. Lineage: Eukaryota; Metazoa; Arthropoda; Insecta; Hymenoptera; Braconidae. Gene Ontology annotation, biological process: carbohydrate metabolic process. The transcript is spliced from 3 exons.
AGCGCCAAAAAGUGUCGCAAAUCCCUACUCAUUUCUGCUCCAAAAUAAAAAUAUUAUUUUUAUAUAAAUUAUAUUGAAAUAUUUUUCAUGCAAUUAUUGCGUAUGUGUUGUAUAAAAGAGACAUUUUUUUUUGCACCUGUUAUCACGCCAAUUACCAGGAAAAAAUAUCCAUGUUUACAACAACAAUAAAUAAAUAAAAUUUAAAAAUACAAAGUGUGUCAAAUUAUGAUAAACAAUUUCACUAAAUUUCAAGAAAAUAAAUCAAUAAUAAUAAUCAUAACAACAACAAUCAUGUAUUUAUGCAAAUAGUGAUAAAAAAAAUUCAUUUAUUGAAAAAAGAAAAACAAAAACAGAAAGAAGCUUGGAGUUUAUAUAACGAUUGUGUUAUGGUUUUUGGACGAUGUUUAUUUUCUUCAGCCGUUCGCUGUUUAUCACCAAGUACAAAAUUUCACAAUGCAACUAGUUCUUUGAUAGCUCGUGAAUCUUUAUUUUCAACAGUUACAUUAGAUAAAAGAUUAAUUAACAAAAUUCGAGGAAAUCAAAUAAGAAUGUCAUCAUCAACAAGUGACAGUAGUUCAUCAAGUGUCAUCACUGAUAUGUCCAAAAAAAAUAGAUUAUCAUUGGAAAAAUCAUCGUAUUUAUUACAACAUGCUAAUAAUCCAGUUGAUUGGUAUCCAUGGUGUCAAGAAGCAUUUGAAAAAGCUAAAAAUGAAGAUAAGCUUAUAUUUUUAUCUGUUGGUUAUUCAACAUGUCAUUGGUGUCAUGUUAUGGAACAUGAAUCAUUUGAAGAUGAAAAAAUUGCUAAAAUAAUGAAUAAAUUUUUUGUUAAUAUUAAAGUUGAUAGAGAAGAAAGACCAGAUAUUGAUAAAAUUUAUAUGACAUUUAUACAAAAUAUAUCUGGUCAUGGUGGUUGGCCAAUGAGUGUAUUUUUAACACCAGAUUUAUUGCCAAUAAUGGGUGGUACAUAUUUUCCACCAACUGAUAAAUAUGGACAGCCAAGUUUUGAAAGUGUUUUGUUAAGUGUUGCAAAAAGUUGGUUGGAUAAUAAAGAUAAAAUAUUAACAUCAGGAACAAAAAUAUUGAAAGUAUUAAAAAUAUCAUGUGAAAAUAAAAAUGAUGAUAAUAAUGAUGAUAGUAAUGUUGAUAAAUUAACUGAUGAUAUUGGUAAAAAAUGUGUACAACAAUUGAUUAAUUCGUAUGAUGAAGAAUACGGUGGUUUUUCAAAUAUGCCAAAAUUUCCUCAACCAGUUAAUUUAAAUAUAUUAUUUUACAUGUAUUCAAGAAAUCCAAAUGAUGAGCUAUCAAAACAAUGUCUUGAGAUGUGUUUAAAUACUCUAAAUAAAAUGUCAAAUGGUGGUAUACAUGAUCAUAUUGGUCAGGGUUUUUCACGUUAUUCUGUUGAUGAAAAAUGGCAUGUACCACAUUUUGAAAAAAUGCUUUAUGAUCAAGCACAAUUAUUACGUUCAUAUGCAAUGGGUUAUGUUGUCACAAAUGAUGAUUAUUAUAAAAAUAUUGUUGAUGAUAUUGUUACAUAUGUUACAAGAGAAUUACGUCAUAAUGAAGGUGGUUUUUAUAGUGCUGAAGAUGCUGAUUCAUUACCAACAUAUAAUUCAAAAAAAAAAACAGAGGGUGCUUAUUAUGUAUGGACAAAUGAUGAGAUUAAAUCAUUGUUAAAUAAAAAAAUUGAAGGAAUUAAAAAAGCAUCAACAUUGAGUGAUAUAUUUUCUUAUCAUUUUAAUAUUAAAAGUAAUGGUAAUUUAAUGAAAUAUCAAGAUCCACAUGGUGAAUUAGAUGGUAAAAAUGUUUUGAUUAUAACUGAGAGUAUAGAAAAAACAGCUGAAUAUUUUUCAUGUUCAAUUGAUACAAUUAAAGAACAUCUUGAAGAAGCAAGAUUAAUAUUAUUUGAAGAACGUUGUAAAAGACCAAGACCACAUCUUGAUGAUAAAAUUGUAACAGCAUGGAAUGGAUUGAUGAUAAGUGGUCUUGCAUUUGCUGGUACAUCAACAAAUAAUAAAAAAUACAUUGAGUAUGCCAAGGAAACAGCACAGUUUAUUGAAAAAUAUUUAUAUGAUAAAGAAAAAAAAAUAUUAUUAAGAAGUUGUUAUAGAAGUGAGGGAAAUAUUAUAACACAAUCAUCAGUACCAAUAAAAGGUUUUCAUGCUGAUUAUGCAUUUACUGUACAAGGAUUAUUGGAUCUUUAUGAAGCAACAACAGAUAUUCAUUGGUUGGAGCUUGCUGAAGAAUUAAAUUCAACUCAGGAUGAGCUAUUUAUUGAUUCAGAAUGUGGUGGAUAUUUUGCAACAGUUAAAGAUGAAAAAAAUAUUAUAUUGAGAUUAAAAGAUGAACAUGAUGGUGCUGAACCAUCAAGUAAUUCUGUUGCUUGUAAUAAUCUUCUUCGUUUAAAUUCACUUCUGGAUUGUAAAGAUAAUUCAAUAAAAGUUAAUAAAUUAUUUAAAUAUUUUUAUGAUACAUUGGAGAGAAUACCAGUUGCUGUGCCAGAAUUAGUUUGUGCUCUUUUGCAUUAUCGUGAUGCUACUAUUCAGUUUUAUAUUAUUGGAAAACGUGAUGGAGAUGAUACUCAAGAAUUAUUAAAUGUCAUAAGAAGUCGUUUAAUACCAGCAAAAGUUGUUAUUGUUAUUGAUCCAGAUGAGGAUAAUACAUUUUUAUGUGAACGUAAUCCAAUACUAUGUAAAAUGAAAGCACAAAAAGGACGUGCAACUGUUUAUGUUUGUCGACAUCGUGCUUGUUCAUUACCAGUUGUUAAACCUGAAGAACUUGCUGAACUCAUCGAUUCACCAUAAUAAAUAUAAAUUAAUAAAUUAUUAUUUUGAUUUAUAAAUAAUUUAAAUAACAGUGAUAAAAAAAAAAAAAUAAUAAAAUUAAUAAAUUUGUACUUUUUUUUUAUGUUUAUUAUUUUAUUUGUUUUUCUUGUUUUGUUAAAUUUUUGAUUAUCAAUUGUGAUUAAAAGUGAUUGAAAUUAUUCAUUAGAAAUAAAAAAAAAUAUAAAGAAUAGUUUUUCAUAUUCCAGUGCAACUGAUAGAUGAAUAAUAAAAUACUGGUUGUUUUGUUUUUGUUUUUUUAAAUUAUUAUAAAAUUAAUAAAGAGUACAUUUUUUAGCAGAA